Messenger RNA from Vicia villosa (hairy vetch), 1619 nucleotides. RefSeq names its product putative ALA-interacting subunit 2. Bases 342 to 1403 code for a protein of 353 amino acids. The transcript is spliced from 9 exons. Gene Ontology annotation, cellular component: Golgi apparatus; endoplasmic reticulum; plasma membrane. NCBI's taxonomy places the organism in Eukaryota, Viridiplantae, Streptophyta, Magnoliopsida, Fabales, Fabaceae. The record is from RefSeq and is a predicted model, not a curated record.
GAAUGAACGAACGAAACGAACAAUGAUUCGAUUUGAACGUAGCGUGUGAAAAUUGACGAAAACAACAACGAAACCUUGAAAGACGAAAAUAUUUCGUUCAAACACAGGCUCUUGCUUCUUCGCUGUUUCCAUCAUCUCUCCAAGCCAAGAAUAUACACAGCGCACUACGCAUACUUCAAUUACCCAUUCCUUCCAUCUUCGAUUCUUCCUUUCCGCUCUCAGAUCCACACAAAAUUCAACCCUAGUGUUUGGAAAAAGCAAGUGCUGAUGCAAUUUGUGUAGUUGAUUUGUUGGGGGAGUGGUGAUAUACUGACACCUUAGACAAUUGGGAAGCUGUAGUGAUGGAUCUUGACAGAGGGAGUUCAUCAUCAACCAUAAGCGCAACUGCACGGGCAAAUCCAGGUCGCCCUGUACGACAUGGUGCACUCUAUCAGUUUAGACAGCAGAACCUUCCAGCAUGUAAACCUGUGCUUACACCUGCAGCAGUCAUUUCUACAUUUCUAUUGAUGGGUUUAAUUUUUAUUCCUGUUGGAAUUGUUACACUUCGUGCGUCGUAUAGUGUUGUUGAAAUUGUGGACAGAUAUGACAAUGAUUGUGUACCCGAAGAAUAUAGAGGUAACAAAGUAGCAUAUGUAAAAGAUGACUCAAUCCCCAAAAAUUGUUCGCGAUUCUUGAAGGUACCUAAGUCAAUGAGAGCGCCAAUUUAUGUCUAUUAUCAACUUGAUAACUAUUACCAGAACCAUCGACGGUAUGUCAAAAGUAGAAGUGAUCAGCAGCUCUUACAUGGACUUGGAUACAAUGAUACCAGUCCGUGUAGACCUUUAGAGUCUUCUAAUGAUCUUCCUAUUGUACCUUGUGGGUUGAUAGCAUGGAGUUUAUUCAACGAUACUUAUAAGUUCAGUCGUGGACCAUCGGAAUUGAAGGUUAAUAGGAAAGACAUCGCAUGGAAGAGUGAUCGUAAUCACAAAUUUGGAAAGCAUGUUUACACGUUAAAUUUUCAGAAUGGUACCUUGACUGGAGGUGCAAAGCUGGAUCCUAGUAUUCCACUAAGUGAUCAAGAAGAUCUCAUAGUUUGGAUGCGGACUGCUGCUCUCCCCUCAUUCCGAAAGUUGUACGGUAAAAUAGAAGAGGAUUUGGAGGAAGAUGAUGUUAUAACAGUCAACCUAAAGAAUCACUAUAACACUUACAGUUUUGGAGGAAAAAAGAAGCUUGUUCUUUCAACAUCAAGCUGGCUGGGUGGAAAAAACGACUUCCUUGGAUUCGCCAAUUUAUUUGUUGGGUCCUUUAGCAUAUUGAUCUCCAUCGUCUUCCUGUUGCUUCAUGUGAAAAGUCCUAGACCUUAUGGCGACACGGCCUACCCGUCUUGGAAUAAGAAAAGCAUUACUAAAAGCAGUUCUAGCUGAUAAGGUACGUGGUACAAAUGUAAUUCUUUCCAAGUGAAAACUCUAGAUACAUAUUCUUGUAACAAAAGCUAUUGUAUUUGAUUGUCUGUACAUGGUGCAGCAUAGUGUUUUCAUAGUGAAACUCCAAUACAAGUUCUUGUUAGAAAAACUAUUGCAUUUAAUUGUAAAUGGCAAAGCUGAGUAGAACAUCUUUUAGUUAGUUGUUUCAUUAAACAA